Messenger RNA from Diospyros lotus (date-plum), 1453 nucleotides. Its product is annotated as general transcription and DNA repair factor IIH subunit TFB4. The record is from RefSeq and is a predicted model, not a curated record. NCBI's taxonomy places the organism in Eukaryota, Viridiplantae, Streptophyta, Magnoliopsida, Ericales, Ebenaceae. The transcript is spliced from 12 exons. Bases 199 to 1074 code for a protein of 291 amino acids. Gene Ontology annotation, cellular component: transcription factor TFIIH core complex; transcription factor TFIIH holo complex. Gene Ontology annotation, biological process: regulation of DNA-templated transcription; nucleotide-excision repair.
ACAAAUUACUCGUUCGCCGCAACCAUUGGAGAUGUAGUGAACUCGAUCAUCCCUCGGAGCUAGAUACUUUCUAGGGAAAGCGAGAUGUAAGCUUGCAAAUACACGAGACGACGGCGAUCGACGUAAUCUCCGUUCACCUACGAUAUCUGCAAAUUGCUGCUGCUCUCUAUCUCUGACUGAAACGCCAUAAAACAAGCUAUGACACCGCUUCCUCCGAAGCUUUACACAGACGAUGUUAGUCUUCUGAUGGUGUUGCUGGACACGAACCCUUUCUUCUGGAGCACGCCAAACGCCGAUUUCCUCUCCUUCUCCAAAUUUAUCUCACAUGUCUUGGCAUUUCUAAACUCCACUGUCCUCCUUAACCAACUCAAUCAAGUUGUCGUGAUCGCCACCGGCUUCAACACUUGCGGCUAUGUCUAUGAUUCGUCCACGGCUGCCCCGAAUCAGAGGGCGGAAAGUUUGUUACCGAAAUUGGAGGAGUUUGUAGCAAAAGAUGAGCAACUGAGCAAGGAGGGCGCUGCUGCUGGGAUUGGGUCUUCCUUGUUAUCUGGGUCUUUGUCUAUGGCACUUUGUUAUAUACAGCGGGUGUUUCGCUCAGGGCCACUUCAUCCGCAGCCUCGAAUUUUGUGUUUGCAUGGAUCGCCUGAUGGACCUGGACAAUAUGUUGCCAUCAUGAAUGCAAUAUUUUCAGCCCAACGUUCCAUGGUACCCAUAGAUUCUUGUGUUGUAGGGGCACAGCAUUCUGCUUUCCUUCAGCAGGCUUCUUACAUAACUGGCGGUGUGUAUCUGAAACCCCAACAACUAGAUGGGCUUUUUCAGUAUCUUUCGACAGUAUUUGCCACUGAUUUGCAUUCUCGGAGGUUUUUACAGCUACCAAAGCCUGUAGGGGUGGAUUUCCGUGCCUCGUGCUUUUGUCACAAAAACACAAUUGAUAUGGGCUACAUAUGUUCUGUUUGUUUAUCAAUAUUUUGUAAGCAUCACAAGAAAUGUUCAACAUGCGGGUCAGUUUUUGGUCAGGCUCAAGCAAAUGCUCCUUCAGUGUCGAAUUUGAAGAGAAAGUUUCCAGAGAGAUAAGAUAUACAGUGGGUGCUUUUAUAGUUGAUUAAUGAAUUAAGCCUAGAUGUGGUUCCAGCUUGGCAAUCUCAAUGUGAUCGACCAAUCAUGGUUAUCUCAAGGGUGCUGUUUUGCAAAUCUGGCAGCUCUUCGGAUACCAGUGUUGUGAUAUGUAUUCCAUUUUUCUGCUGAAAGGGAGCAUAAAUUUUGUGGCCAUGAUGAAGCUUGGUUGCCCGGUACUUUAAUCUAAGUAGACAUCUGUUAUACUGAUCAACUAGAAUCCUAUCCGUUUCUUCUGGGGCUACGCAUUUACUAAUCCUCCAUCGAAGGCUAUUUGAUGAGGAGGAAUUAUCAUUGUUAAACUUUAAUGUUUAAUGUUAAGAUUUAGGUUUUAUUUGAA